Molecule: messenger RNA, 474 nt
Organism: Acanthocheilonema viteae
Lineage: Eukaryota; Metazoa; Nematoda; Chromadorea; Rhabditida; Onchocercidae
Source: the annotation of a GenBank genome assembly
AUGGCAUCCAAAGAUUUUCCCAAGGAGCUCUUGAAUUAUCGUUCGGUGGUGGAUCGAAGUUACAAGCGUUAUAUUUUGAAAAACGGCGAGAAUGGUUUGUGCUAUUUGCGACAUCCAAAUGGAAUAAUAGUCGUUACAUUGUAUAAAAAUCAUGAAUUGGUACAGAAGCAGAUCAAAAGAAUUGAUUGGCAUAUGAAAAAAAAUAAGGGGAUUGAUCGAAGUAAGCAAAAAGGUGGAUUAGCAUUAUUCCCAGAUACAAAACUCUGUAUUGUACACUGUGAAGAUGGUACCGAAUAUAUAUUACGUGCUGGUAUUAAAGCUCUUUUGAUUGAAAUCAAUGAACGCCUUCUAAAAGACCCUAAUCUAAUGCGUUCUGCUCCUGAAAAUCAAGGUUAUAUUGCGAUAAUCAUGCCAUACUCUAAUGAACGAAGGCAGCCUCCGCAGGCUUUUACCGAAGACGCUGACGAUAAUUAA